UUUGUAUUUACAAUUCGCAGACCAGUAGAAGAUAGAUUAAAGAAGUUGUGACGACCCCUUGCGUGUGCUCCACACACAAGUCACAAAAGGCAGACAGCGGGACAGAAAUAAAAAGGGCAGUUGCCACAUGUGGCAGCCACAAUAACACUUGCAGCAUGUGGCUGUGUCGGACGUGUUUGUUGUGCCUGUUGCCGCUGCUGUUGGCAAUCAAAGUACAAUCAUCGCAGGACUUGGAGGACGAUUUUCCAGCACAUUGUGUGAGUCCACGUUUGAUUGAGCGACAUGGCUUGAAUCGCGAGAUCUAUGGAAACUGUGAAGAACAUAAACAACAACAUCAACAACGAAGUAAACGUCGUGUGGAUGCCACAUUCCAUGGGAAUCCGAAGCCACGCUCUGAGCUCUUGGCUGGCAAAAUGCUCAACUUUAUCAAUUUCGAGCAGACCAAUUCGCUGGUCUCACUCGUUAAUAAGAUCGCCAAGGAAUAUUUAGGAAAGUGUCCUCCUGUCAUCUAUUAUGAUCGCUUUGUGGCCAAAUCGAAGGGACAAAUACUGGAGAGCCUCUUCAAGACCAUACCGAUAACGUUCUAUCACGGCGAUAUCAAUGAGAACUUUGAGCCAAUCAAUCGAAAGUUCAACAGUCACAUCGAUGCCAACUGCAAGAGUUACAUUCUAUUUCUAUCCGAUCCGCUGAUGGCUCGCAAAAUCCUGGGUCCUCAAACCGAUAGUCGCGUCGUUCUCGUCUCCAGUUCGACGCAGUGGAAACUCCGGGAUUUCCUCAGCUCCGAAUUGUCAUCGAAUAUUGUCAAUCUAUUGGUUAUUGGCGAAUCUCUGAUGGCCAGUCCAGAGCGUGAACGUCCCUAUGUGCUGUAUACGCACAAACUGUACGCUGAUGGCUUGGGCUCGAAUACGGGUUUGGUGCUGACCAGCUGGAUUAAGGGCGCAUUGUCGCGUCCCCACAUCAAUCUGUUUCCGGCGAAAUUCCGCAGCGGCUUCGCCGGCCAUCGGUUUCAGGUGUCGGCAGCGAAUCAACCGCCUUACAUCUUUCGCAUCAAAUCGCUGGACUCAUCGGGAAUGGGUCAAUUGCGUUGGGAUGGCAUCGAGUUGCGUUUACUCAACAUGAUAGCGAAACGUCUCAACUUCAGUGUGGACAUCAAUGAGACACCCAUGAUGCCGGGCGUCCGCAGUGUGGUGGACAACAUACAGCUACAGAUUAACGCCGGGGGCGUCGACAUUGGCAUGUCCGGCAUCUAUGUGACGGAGGAACGUAUGCGGGACACCGAUAUGUCGGUGGGUCAUUCCAAGGAUUGUGCGGCCUUCAUUACGCUCGCGUCAAAGGCGUUGCCCAAAUAUCGCGCCAUCAUGGGACCCUUUCAAUGGCCCGUCUGGGUAGCGCUGAUUUGUGUGUAUCUCGGUGGCGUUUUCCCCAUUGUGUUUACGGAUCGUCUAACGUUGAGCCAUCUGCUGGGCAAUUGGGGUGAAAUUGAGAAUAUGUUCUGGUAUGUCUUUGGCAUGUUCACCAAUGCAUUCACCUUCACCGGCAAAUACUCGUGGAGCAACACGCAGAAGACGUCGACACGUCUGCUCAUCGGUGCCUAUUGGCUGUUCACCAUCAUCAUCACUUCGUGCUACACUGGCUCCAUCAUUGCGUUUGUCACUUUACCCGCAUUUCCUGACACCGUCGACUCGGUCACCGAUCUGUUGGGUCUCUUUUUCCGCGUCUGCACGCUGGAUAAUGGCGGCUGGGAGUCAUGGUUCAAGAGCUCCACACACGAAGCAACCUCCAAGUUGUAUAAAAAGAUGGAGUUUGUUGGCUCGCUGGAGGAAGGCAUUGGCAAUGUCACGCAGAGUUUCUUCUGGAACUAUGCCUUUCUGGGCUCAAAAGCGCGUCUCGAAUAUCUGGUCCAAUCCAACUAUUCCAAUGAAAAUCUCUCCCGCCGCUCGGCAUUGCAUUUGAGCGAGGAAUGCUUUGCGCUGUUUCAGAUUGGAUUCCUUUUCCCACGCGAUUCAGUGUACAAGCGCAAGAUCGACUCGAUGAUCAUGAUAGCACAGGAGAGCGGUUUGAUGAUCAAGCUGGGACACGAGGUCAGCUGGGCGAUGCAACGCUCGUCAACGGGUCGCCUGCUUCAGGCGAGUGCCAGCUCCUCGCUGCGGGAAAUCAUUCAGGAGGAGCGUCAACUGACCACCGCGGAUACGGAGGGAAUGUUUCUGCUGAUGGGCAUCGGGUAUUUCAUGGGCGCCAUGGCGUUGCUCUCAGAGAUCGUCGGCGGGAUAACGAACAAGUGCCGUCAGAUUAUCAAGAGAUCGCGCAAGAGCGCAUCGAGCGCCUGGUCAUCGCAUCACAGCUCCGCCGUUGAACGCACCGCAGUCGAGCAGCAGGCACAUGAUGUGCGGAAGGCAGCGCGUCGACAUGCCGCUGAGGAGGCCAAUCAACGCAUGGGCUUCGGCAUGCGUGAAUUCAAUUUGACGCGUCGCACACUCCGCGAACUCUACAGCACUAACAAUCGCAAUGAAUCGACGGCCGAUCCCGAGCCCGAUUCCGAGGCGAAUCAACGCGACGUGGAGAGGCAACAGGAACAGCAGCAAGAACAUCAAGAGCUUAUGGAUGAGCUGCCGCAUGAUGUCUACGAAUCGCUGGAGCAGCUGGAUGAUUAUAUAGCCAACUUGGAAUCGAUUGCCGAAUGUAGCCCCGAAUUCGAUGAAGAUGCUGUGCUGGGCUCGGAGCAGGAGCCAGAUAUUAAUAGCAAUGAGUGAAGCAGACAUAUAAAAACAUAAUAUAGUCUCGUUCGUACUUCUGUAAAAGUAAUCACGAUUAUUAAAUGUUUGGGAAUCUUUACGAAAUUAAGUCAAAACUUACCACAAUUC
Drosophila albomicans is the source of this 2861-nucleotide messenger RNA. It is a transcript of the gene Ir21a, whose product is annotated as ionotropic receptor 21a. NCBI's taxonomy places the organism in Eukaryota, Metazoa, Arthropoda, Insecta, Diptera, Drosophilidae. The record is from RefSeq and is a predicted model, not a curated record. Gene Ontology annotation, cellular component: membrane. Gene Ontology annotation, molecular function: ligand-gated monoatomic ion channel activity.